Penicillium daleae is the source of this 1050-nucleotide messenger RNA. RefSeq names its product ATP11 family protein. The record is from RefSeq and is a predicted model, not a curated record. The coding region runs from base 1 to 1050 and encodes 349 amino acids. Gene Ontology annotation, cellular component: mitochondrion. NCBI's taxonomy places the organism in Eukaryota, Fungi, Ascomycota, Eurotiomycetes, Eurotiales, Aspergillaceae. The transcript has 2 exons. Gene Ontology annotation, biological process: mitochondrial proton-transporting ATP synthase complex assembly.
AUGGCAUCACGACGACUGCAGGGAUUUCAAUCCCUUCUUCGGGGCAAGUCUCAUCUCUUGCGGCCUCAGCAACGCCGCUGGGCCCAAGUCCAUGAUGUACGCUUCCUGGCCUCCCAUCAUGACCCAAAGCAUGUCUUGGACAAAUACCGGAGUAAGUUGGACGAGAAGGCCAAAGAAGAGGGUCAUGGCUCUAUCGACUCCUUGAAGGAGGCCUACAGCGACAAAAUCAAGGACCUGCGCCGCAAAGCAGCCACCGCGGCCACCCCCGAACCAGAUGCGCCUACACCACAGCCCAAAUCGACCUCCUUCCAAAACACCCCUCCAGCCUUCCACCCUCCGCCCCCUCCUCAGACCCCAUCAGCCACCGAGAAAGCCGCCCGAGAAGUUUCCGGCAGUGGCAGCCCCAUCAAGUCGCUGAGCACCUACCUCGAGGUCGAGAAGAUUCGCGACCUGCCCGCAAAGGAGAUUGAAGCCCUCUGGCGCCUCCGGUUCGCAAACAGCUCAACCUCUAUCUGUGCCGCUAUCCCGCUAGACACAUACCUGCGCAUCGCUGAAGCCGCCCGCCAAAACCCCCAGUUCAUUCUCCCCCUCCCGCGCCAAGCAGCUGAGGAAGACAUGCAAACGCCGGAUGGGACAGCAGCACAAACUGCCGCGGAAAUCCACUUCUUGCAAUGGGCUUUCCACCCGCCCGCAGAUGACUUCAUCCCGACCUCCGAGGACACAGUCAACAACCACACUUCGACCGUGAUCUUCACCAAUCUCGGCGCGUUCAAGAUGCAUGGCUCCUUCGCGCAACCGCAUACUACUGUAACGCAUCACUUGGAUUUGGCGGAUGACAAAGGUCUGGUCCUCAUGCAUGGCCAGGUCAUGCCGGAUCGGGGCGUUUCAACCGCCGAGGCGACGUGGCUGGUUAGUUCCGUGCAGCGCUUCUACGAUUUUGGUGGACAGGCAAGUGGCCGCAAGGGCGAGUUGGUGCGGAUGUUCACGCGGGGCGAUGUGGAGAACUUCAAGGUGGAGGAGUUGAUGGAGGAGACGGAGAGAGUUCACUAG